GUGGUACGCAGUGCGGAACAGAACAAAGUUGCCAUUCACCCCGAUAGCGGCCUCUGCUUCUCUACUCUUCUCCUAACUUCCACACUCGUGUCCCUUUCUUUCCUCCCCGUCGCUUCCGCAGAUCAAAAUUCAAAACCCUAGCGAACUCCUCCGCAAGCACGUGAUCGACCGGCCAUGGCUUCCGCCCUCGGAGCCCAGGUGGCUGCCGUGGCGCCGAUUGGUUCGGAUGGUCGCCACUACAGGAGUUGUUCUUCGCUCAAGGGUAAUAACUCCCGCAAUAAGUCAUGGACUGGAAAAUUAGCAUGGGAAAACAAGACCCUGCAACCAAGACAUACGAAGAAGGUCUUUUGUAUGUCCGUGCAACAAGCAAGCAAAAGUAAAUGUAAAGUUGCUAUUAAACCUCUGGAACUGGAGAAUACAAAGGAGCCACCCCUCAACUUGUACAAACCAAAGGGACCCUACACAGCCUCAAUUGUCUCCGUUGAGAGAAUUGUAGGUCCUAAAGCUCCUGGUGAAACAUGUCACAUUGUCAUUGACCAUGGUGGUAAUGUCCCAUACUGGGAAGGACAAAGUUAUGGUGUCAUUCCUCCAGGAGAGAACCCAAAGAAACCUGGGGCCCCAAAUACCGUCCGACUCUAUUCUAUUGCGUCUACUAGGUAUGGCGAUUCUUUUGAUGGAAGGACUGCUAGUCUUUGUGUGCGCCGUGCUGUUUAUUAUGAUCCUGAAACUGGAAAAGAAGAUCCUUCAAAGAAGGGUAUCUGCAGUAACUUCUUGUGUGACUCAAAACCAGGUGACAAAAUUCAGAUCACAGGCCCCUCAGGCAAAAUAAUGCUUCUGCCUGAGGAUGACCCAAACGCAACUCAUAUCAUGAUUGGAACUGGCACGGGUGUUGCUCCUUUCCGUGGCUACCUACGUCGUAUGUUCAUGGAAGAUGUCCCAUCUUUCAAGUUUGGUGGUCUGGCUUGGCUCUUUCUUGGUGUUGCCAAUACUGACAGCCUGCUCUAUGACGAAGAGUUCACAAACUACCUUCAGCAGUAUCCAGAAAAUUUCAGGUAUGACAAAGCACUAAGCCGGGAGCAGAAAAACAAGAGCGGUGGCAAGAUGUAUGUGCAGGACAGGAUCGAGGAGUACAGUGAUGAAAUCUUCAAGCUUUUGGAUGAUGGUGCACACAUCUACUUCUGUGGUUUGAAGGGGAUGAUGCCAGGGAUUCAGGACACACUCAAGAGAGUAGCUGAGCAAAGAGGUGAGAGUUGGGAUCAGAAGCUGUCACAGCUGAAAAAGAACAAGCAAUGGCACGUCGAGGUUUACUAGGUUACAAUGGCUGAGAUUGUUAAUUAUUGUUUCCCGGGGAGAUGGAAAACAGAAAGAUAAGUAGGUCAUUCUCUUCCCAUUGUAAAAUUGUCAAUAUUAUUCAUACGCGUGUGCGUCGCAUGAUUAAUAAAACAAUGUGCAAUUACGCCUGUGAA
This is a messenger RNA of Triticum urartu, 1466 nucleotides long. The record is from RefSeq and is a predicted model, not a curated record. Lineage: Eukaryota; Viridiplantae; Streptophyta; Magnoliopsida; Poales; Poaceae.